Molecule: messenger RNA, 1101 nt
Organism: Eptesicus fuscus (big brown bat)
Lineage: Eukaryota; Metazoa; Chordata; Mammalia; Chiroptera; Vespertilionidae
Gene: MGARP
Product: mitochondria localized glutamic acid rich protein
Exons: 3
Coding region: 2-700 (232 amino acids)
Biological process (GO): anterograde axonal transport
Cellular component (GO): mitochondrial outer membrane; mitochondrion
Source: RefSeq, a predicted model, not a curated record
GAUGUCAUCUAACAAGUUCCCUGGAUCAUCUGGGUCGAAUAUGAUCUACUAUCUGGUUGUAGGUGUCACGGUCAGUGCUGGUGGAUACUAUACUUACAGGACAGUAACAUCAGAGCAAGUCAAACACACUGGACAUAUAAAAAAUUUGAAAGAAAAAAACAAAGCAGAGUUACAGCCACUUCAAGGUGAACAAGAGAACCUGGAGGGAGUGGAGAAAGCAAGUUCAGCAGCCCCUGAAGUAUCUUCGGAGGAAGCUCAGGUGGUGGAUGCUGAAGAAAGCUCGGAUGCUGCAGCAGCAGCCCCUGAAGUAUCUUCGGAGGAAGCUCAGGUGGUGGAUGCUGAAGAAAGCUCGGAUGCUGCAGCUGCAGGCAGAGUAGAGGAGGCGUCAGCCUGUCCCGACGCUGUGGAGGCUGCUCAGGUGGAGAUCACCGCGGUCGGUGCUGAACCGGGGCCAGAGGUUCCAAAUGCCGCCGCCUGCGAAAGCACCCAAGUCAGCACCGGAACGACCUCGGAGGUCACCAGUGCAGCUCCGGAUGAAGCCGUUGCCAUCAGUAAUGAUAAAGGUACAGCCGAGAACGAAAGCUCUGAUGAAUAUGCUGAACUGGAAGAAGAAAAUUCUCCAGUUGAGUCAGAACCCUCUGCUGGGGGUGUUUUACAGGAAGAAGCCAGUGUUGGUGCUGAGGCCACGACUCAAGGCUAAUCUUGCGGAUUCACACUCAGCAUAAACGCCAUAGCAAGUCUGAUAGGUGCUUUUGUAGUUUUAGUCAUCUUAGUUUUAGUGUGUGUUUUUUUUAAAGGCUACUUUUCUAGAAGACUCUAAUGUGCCUUGAAGGUGUUUGGUAUCUGCUGAUAGGUUUCAGGGUUAAGACAUUUGAGAUUACACGUGUCUGAAGGUUCCUAGUCUCUGAGGUCAGAAUAUGACACUGCAGUCAAGAGCUUUAAGAGUUCCACCUUUGGAUUUAAGUUUUAUAUCAUAGGAAUCGAGCUAUCUACACAACCUGCAUCCACUCUAACUUUGCCGUGCCCUUACCUUACUGUAAUGUACGUAAAUGUAGAUUCUCAAGUUUUGAUUUGAACUCAUUUAAAUAAAAUUUAAAAAUA